AUGCAUCCUACCAGUAUCGCCACCGCUAUUGCAGCUCUUGCUAUAAUAGCAGACCCAGUUUCUGCCCAUGCUAGAUGCCACCGUGUUAUGGGAGAUAAGAAUCCACCUGGAGUCUGGUCACAGGCAUUGCUUGCUGGCAAAAAAUGGAACCCAGCACCUGAUAAAUUCAAUUCAAAUGACCCCUGGAAUCAAAAACUUGUAACUAUUUUCAGUGAUCCACCUGUUCCAGCUUGGGGGAAAAAACGUUCGUGGCUAAAAGACGGUUGUGGUGUAACUUUGAGUACUGUGAAUCUAUGGUGGAAGUUAUCUACCGGCAAUUAUGGCCCCCAUAGAUGGACACAAUCUCUUGCUGGAGCCAAAGCUGGAAAGGAAGCUUAUAUCCAAACUGCACACGAGACUAAAAAGCAAGCUGAUGAUGGUUCCAUGGCUGUAGUAAGCGCUGAUGGUACUGGGAUUCUUGAAAUGAGAUUUUUCCAAAUUAAUGAAGAUGGAGCCGGUCCGUUUCGAUGUAGAGUCGACACUAAUGGCAACGGCACAUAUGAGGGCUGGGAGCCAGACGAACGGUUCCUCUUGCAAGCAAAACCCAACGACAAAGGGCGUUCACACUCCUUCCACAAACCGACCGUGGGACAGGUCCUCCACGUCAAAUGGAGGGUCCCUCGAGGCCAGGUUUGCGAUGGCAAGUCUGGUAAAUAUACUGGUGUCUGCAUCCUGCGCUGUGAAAACUUUGCAAAAAACGGUCCCUUCGGAGGUUGUAUUCCAUUUCGCGUGGUUAAUGUUCCGCCUCCACCGCCAAACAAGCACGUACCAAAGCCAAAACCAAUCAAGGAGGUAGAAAGGCCAGAAGCUAUCGAAUAUGACUAUCCAACAGAACCUGAGCAAGCGGCUGAUGGAACCUAUUACAAGCGUGAUAUCACCACCUUUGAUGACCCAGCUAAGAUCAAGAUUCGUGGCGAGUACGAAGGAAUCCAUCUACAUGUUAUUGAUGAGAUGCGCAAGGCAAAGGCUUAG
Orbilia oligospora ATCC 24927 is the source of this 1011-nucleotide messenger RNA. RefSeq lists its product as uncharacterized. Lineage: Eukaryota; Fungi; Ascomycota; Orbiliomycetes; Orbiliales; Orbiliaceae. The record is from RefSeq and is a predicted model, not a curated record. The coding region runs from base 1 to 1011 and encodes 336 amino acids. The transcript is spliced from 2 exons.